Messenger RNA from Trichobilharzia szidati, 1272 nucleotides. Lineage: Eukaryota; Metazoa; Platyhelminthes; Trematoda; Strigeidida; Schistosomatidae. The record is from the annotation of a GenBank genome assembly.
AUGUUAGAUACUGAUGAUGAUGAAGUCACAAAUCAAUUCAGAUCAGAAAAUAUGUUAUUGGAUGUAUUUCAAGGGGAAAUGAGAAUGUAUGAUACAAAUUUAGAUGAAGAUGAUUAUGAUGGUGAUGAAGCUGAUGAAGAUGAAGGCGAAUUUCAUAAUAUCGAAGAAGAAGAAGAGGGUUUAGAUGACACCAGUUCUUUAUCGAAAGAUAAGCGUAAACAACUUGAACAAUUCAAUUAUAAAGAGUCUACCUCAGACACAACAUCUUCAUUAUCUUUUCUAAGUCGACGUAUAACUCGAAAGUAUGCAAGUGAAUUUAUUCUACCCGAUGAUACACGUGUAGCUGUUAGUCGUCUUGAAGGUAUUUAUCCAAUGGAUAAUAAUGAACAAGUUAUAUUAAGUCUAUCAGUUGGUCAUAAAAACAUUUACACAGGUCAGUAUGCCACAAAUGAUUAUCCGUCAACACCAACACAACCUUCUAGUUCAAAUUAUUGUAAUAAUAAUCAGUUCUCCUCGAGUAGUUUAGAGAAAAUUAGUACACCAACUAUGAAUGUGAAUAACAAGUCUGGUUUAAAUCAUACUAAUACUAUUGAUGACAAUUCAGAUUCUUUAGAAAGAAAAUCACAAAAACGCAACAGUGAAAAUCCAAGUGAAUCCGAUUCCACACAAAUAAUCUCAAACAUUUCAGACAACUCAGUUACCUACAUCUCCCGAGGAUUACAAAUUGUUGAUUACUUGGAGGAUGAUCUUUGGGCUGCUACUAUUUUACAAUGUGAUAACAGCUGUAAUUCAGAUUUACUUAGACAACUAGAAGCUGGAUGUCGGUUAGAACCGGAGGCUUAUAGGAUGGAACGUGUACAAACUGUGAAAAACCGUGAAACUGUUAUCGACUUUCCUGGCAAACCAACAGUCAGAACGAUAGGUUUAAGUCGAACUACAAGUGAGACAGAUUCAAUUGCUACAGCAGUUACUGGAAUAGAUUUAGAUGCUGAAUCGUAAUCGAAAUAAAUUGCAACUUCACAAACAUAUUUUUUAAAUUGUAUUUUUACUACUUUCAAGUAGUCAAAAGAAAUAUGUAAAUUUUUAUGAAACUGACAAGACCAUGUAGAACACUCAACUAAUCUUGUAGUGCAUACAUCCCUAAAAUCCUUGAAUUAUAUUUUGCUUUACAUAGAUUUCAUUAAACUGAGCAUAUAUAUUCCAUACAUUCAAGUUUUAAAUCACUUGCGGUGCCGAUUGAUUGUGAAAUGGAACUUAUUCGCAAUGAAAGCG